AUGCCUCAAGCACCUGAAACGAUUUUUACAAGUUAUCCAGAGACAAGCUUGCUGUCAAUUUCAAAUACCAGUUUACAGCAAAUGAGUUCAAAUGUGUUUACAAAUGCAUUAAAAUUGACAAACUUACUUAUACAGUAUGGAAACUUAACUACAAUAAACAAUAGAACAUUUAGCAAUUGUGUAAAACUGCAAAGUCUUCAAAUUGUCCGUCAACAACUAACGUCAAUUGAUGUUAUGGCUUUUCAAGGAUUAAUGGAAUUACAGAAUUUAUAUUUGAAUGAAAAUCAACUUACUUCUCUCCACCCUCUGGUUUUUUCAGUAUUACCAAAACUUACGUAUUUCAGCAUCGAAGAUAAUCUUUUAACAACAAUCGAUUCCCAACAAUUUGUCAAUAAUCCAAAAUUAUAUUCAUUUAUUUGUAGUGGAAAUCAAAUAAAAACACUUCCAAAUGAUCUUUUUCAAGCUCAAGGUAGUCUUGCAAGUUUUUAUGCAAAAAAGAAUCAAUUGGUUACUGUCCAAUCUUAUGGAGCAAGUUAUGUGGAUGCUAGUUUAAAUAAGCUUAGGAACUUUACUGUAACAAGUGGCGAAAGAACAAUUCAUAUUGAAAACAAUUUUAUUCGCAAGAUCAUUUGUGGCAGUACAAAUAUAACAGUUCAGCGAUUAUAUGCUGACAAUAAUUUACUUACAAAUUUUCUUUGCAUUCGAGACAUGGAGAGUUUGACAGAUCUUAGUGUUCUUAACAAUAAAAUGCUAAAGCCUACAAAGAAAGCAUUUUUAAAGUUAACAAAAUUAAGGAAUUUUAGCAUGUACAAUAUGACAAGAUUUUCAAUGAUUCCGGCAAAGGUUUUCACCCCAUUGACAUCACUGUCAAAUUUAAGAGUUGAUCGACUAGCUGCAUAUAAAAACUUGAAUAUAACACUUCCAAAUAUAAGUAUUCUUGCUUUGACAACAAACAAUUGGAACUGCACGUAUUUGUCAUUUGUAAAUUCACUCAUGAAAUCACAGCGUGUAAGCUUACUUUUUAAUAUAGCAUCAGAAAGAUCACGUUGUCAACUUUAA
Chironomus riparius is the source of this 1059-nucleotide messenger RNA. Lineage: Eukaryota; Metazoa; Arthropoda; Insecta; Diptera; Chironomidae. The record is from the annotation of a GenBank genome assembly.